Messenger RNA from Gavia stellata (red-throated loon), 1260 nucleotides. RefSeq names its product spermatogenesis and centriole associated 1 (gene SPATC1). The record is from RefSeq and is a predicted model, not a curated record. Lineage: Eukaryota; Metazoa; Chordata; Aves; Gaviiformes; Gaviidae. Bases 1 to 1260 code for a protein of 419 amino acids. The transcript has 5 exons.
AUGGAGCCGGUGCCCGGCGGCCGCCCCGCACGCACGGGGCUCACGGUCUUCGCCUGCUACGACCAGCUGCGGCGUGAGAUCCAGGCGCUGCUGGCGGAGAACGAGGCGCUGACACGGGCGGUGGGGCGGCUCAAGGAGCAGCAGCACCUGCGGCACCUCCUGCGCGGCCAGCCCGGCACGGUGCAUGGCACAGCACCCGGCUCGGCGCCCCCCCUUGCCCCUGCACCCCGCUCUGGCGGAGGACGCUUUGCCUUCCCCAGCCCAGCCAACGCCCUGGACUGGGAGCUGGCGCCCCUGGAGCAGAGCCCCAUCUUCCAGACCCCACCCUGGGAACCCCUCCGGAACCAGCAGCCCCAGGACGGCACACUGCCCACGCCGCUGCCCACGCCGAGCAGCACCGACGUCAGCACCGGAGUGCUUUCACCCAUCACCGAGAGCAGAACCCUCCCGGUGACCAUGCACGGCAGCCCCGGCCCCGACAGCCACCGCCUCUCCUGCCCCCUCGACCGCUUUGCCUCCACCGGCCGCCCCCCCAGCCACCAGCCGCCCCCCGAGCCGCCGCAGGACCCCCCGGUGCCGGAGCCGAGCGGCCCCAGCCUGCGGCCGUCGGACCCACAGGGGCCGGGGUCCGGGGUCCCCCCGUCCCCCCUCCCGCCGCCCCCGGCCCCGGCGGAGCAGCAGCCGCUGGACCUGCGGCUGCUGGACGCUCGGCGCAAGGAUCCCUGGCGGAAGGUGGCCCGUGACGCCGACCGGCUCGCCUCCAGCCGGGAGCCGCCGCAGAGCUCCAGCCCGCGAGACAGCCGGCAGCCGGCACGGGAGCAGCUGGUGGGAGAGAUUGCCUUCCAGCUGGACCGCCGCAUCCUCGCCAGUGUCUUCCCUGACCGCGCCCGCCUCUACGGCUUCACCGUCGCCAACAUCCCCGAGAAGAUCAUGGCGACUGCCCUCGGCACUGUGCCGGGGGGCUUCGACGAGCAGCGCUGCACCACUGCGGCCCGGCGCUACGUCGGCCUGAUGCGGCAUUUGCGGGCGCUGGGCUACAGCCCCGCGGUGCACCCGGCCUUCGCCGAGUCCCUUGUCAACACCUACGGCAUCCUGCCGGAGCCGACCGGCCCCGACACCCAUGCCCACCACAGCCCGGCCUUCCUGCGCCGCGUGGUGACCGAGACGGUGCCACCGGCAGCACAGCCAGAUGCGAUGGUGCUGCUCAAGUGCCUGCAGGCGCUGGCGCAGGAGGACGGGCAGCCCCUCUUCCUCUGGUGA